Spirodela intermedia is the source of this 672-nucleotide messenger RNA. The record is from the annotation of a GenBank genome assembly. Lineage: Eukaryota; Viridiplantae; Streptophyta; Magnoliopsida; Alismatales; Araceae.
AUGGCGUUGACCACGGCUACGGCGGCGGCGGCGGCGGCGGCCCCAUCACCGACGAGCUCCCCCUGCGCGGCGUGCAAGUUCCUGAGGCGUAAGUGCCAGCCGGACUGCGUCUUCGCCCCUUACUUCCCGCCUGAUCAACCCCAGAAGUUCGCCCACGUACACAAAGUCUUCGGAGCCAGCAACGUCACCAAGCUCCUCAACGAGCUCACCCCGUACCAGCGGGAAGAUGCGGUCAACUCCUUGGCCUACGAGGCCGAGAUGAGGCUGCGGGACCCCGUCUACGGCUGCGUUGGCGUGAUCUCCAUCCUUCAGCACCAGCUCCGGCAGCUCCAGAUGGACCUCUCCUGCGCCAAGUCAGAGCUCUCCAAGUACCAGGCCUCGGCUACGUCAGCCCUGGUCAACGUCAACGUCAAUAAACCCGUCGGCUUCCGGGGGAUCGCUAUGGGUAGGGAGCCCUUCCUCGCCGUGCCAGCCGGCAGAGACCAUCACCACCUUCUGAUGAGGAGCUAUGACGCCGACAUGGCCGGCGGCGUGGGAUCCAACGUCGGAUACGACGCCGGGUUCAUGGCGGCGGCGAUGAACAUGUCGGCGGGUCUGGGUCCGUUGGGUGGGCAGUUCUCCAAGACGAGGACAGCAGGGGGAAACGAAAGGCAGGCGAUCGGACCAUCUUAG